ACACAAAAUUUUCUAUGUCAAGCAUGGGUGACUAACGGCUUAGCUACAAAAACCUAAGUCCAAAAGUGCCUAGCCGUCUAGCUCGUCACUCCCCCGGGCUUCCCACGCGUCGGGUCUCACUACCUGAAAUGGUGGACAAGGAAAAACUAUGAGAUAAAAUAUCCCAGUAAGUAAAACAUGGAGUGCCCUCAUUAACUUAUAGCAUGCCAACAAGUGUAAUCACAAAAAUGGGUACAAUACGGGAACGAAAUAGACGUCUCCUCUAUAGGUCAUGGCCAGUGUAUUAAACUUCCCACUGGCAGGCUACACUUGAACGAACCGGUUCUAUCAAUAACAUGUCGACAUGUGCUAGCGUUUAACCCCCACUAGCAGGAUUACAAUCAAUAACAUAACCAUAUCGAAGACAAAACAGGCAAAAGUUCACAGAAAAUCAUUCUUUACCAAUCACUUUCAAAUCAUCAGGACAAUCAAUCAAAUUUCAAAAAUGCUCAGCAAGCAAGGCUGGAGCUGGCGGAAAAACCGGAGCUUAUACCCAGCAACAGCCGGCGGCAGAGGGAGAAGAAACAGAGCAGAUCUGGCGGCUUUUCUGCAAGAAAGAGAGGUCCUAAGUCCUAGACUUGUUCUUGGGCAAGAGAAGAACAAAAACCCUCAAGUUCUCUUACCAAUUUUGCAGAUGGGGACGCUGGAAAAUGGCUGGGUUCACUUUGGCUGCAGCAGGGAGAAAAACAGAGCAACGCGAAAAUGGCUGGAAAGGAGGGAAGAAGAAAACAAAAAGGAAAAGAUGAGUCAGCCGCCCUUAUCCAAUAAGGGUUUGAACCCCUUUGAAGUUUGACAAAUUGACAAUUAGGUCCAUUAACAAUGUUUCUUCGUCGUUUAGUCCCUAACUCACACUUAUUUGUUCUUGAAAUUUUGGGGUAUUACACUAAUACAUAGGAUAAUAUUAC
Molecule: messenger RNA, 944 nt
Organism: Rubroshorea leprosula
Lineage: Eukaryota; Viridiplantae; Streptophyta; Magnoliopsida; Malvales; Dipterocarpaceae
Source: the annotation of a GenBank genome assembly